ACUCGUACAGAAAUGGUAUAUAAUAAAUGAGAUAGAUGGUUCUGCCCACGGCGUGCAUGCACGUUAACAGGCCAUAAUCUCUCCAUAGGCGCGUUCUGCGUUGCAUCCCACCACCACCAAUUGCGUCUCUGGUCAAUCCUCGGAAGUUUUUCCAGCCUCUCUCUCCUCAUCACCAACUUCUCUCUCUCUCUCUCUCUCUCUCUCUAUUUUCGUUCCGUGCACAAACACGCAUCAUUUCUCUUCCUCUGAUUCUCUUGCCUAUUUAUCAGUGUGGUUAUUGCGGCAGAGUUUCUUUUCCGAUCAUUUUGAAGAUUCAAUGUAUAUAUCCAUGGAAGUCGCAUCUUCAUAAGUUAUAUAUCAGGGAGAGACCGUAGGGAUUUGAUGCGCUUGUAGAAGGUUCAAGAUGUUCUGUUGCGGUGGUGGAGAAGAAGACUUUCAAGGCCCACAGAUGAACCAAUAUUCCGCUCCACCAAGCGGCAGAUCUUAUGGAAGUGAGAGAGAAUCAAAGGGCCCUGCUGCAGCUAAGAGCAGUGCACCAGCAAAGGUUUUACCAAUUGAGACCCCUGCCUUGCCAUUGGAAGAGUUGAAGAGAAUCACAGGGAAUUUCGGAGAUAAGGCUUUGAUUGGUGAGGGAUCAUAUGGCCGCGUUUUUGGGGGAACUCUCAAAGAUGGUCAGGCUGCCGCAAUAAAGAAGCUUGACCCCAGCACCUCCCAAGAGCCUGAUUCUGACUUUGCAGCGCAGUUGUCUGUUGUCUCAAGACUCAAGCAUGAGAACUUUGUUCAGUUGGUGGGAUACUGUUUGGAGGCAGAUAACAGGAUUUUGGUUUAUCAGUUUGCAACAAUGGGAUCUCUACAUGAUGUCUUGCACGGCAGGAAAGGUGUGCAGGGAGCUGAGCCAGGCCCUGUUCUUGACUGGAGUCAAAGAGUGAACAUCGCCUAUGGUGCAGCUAGAGGCCUUGAGUAUCUUCAUGAGAAGGUUCAGCCACCCAUUGUCCACCGUGAUGUCAGAUCUAGCAACGUUCUGCUGUUUGACAAUUUCAAUGCAAAGAUUGCUGAUUUUAAUUUGACGAACCAAUCUCCAGAUACUGCAGCUCGCCUUCAUUCCACUCGUGUCUUGGGAACAUUUGGUUAUCAUGCUCCGGAGUAUGCAAUGACUGGUCAGAUUACACAGAAGAGUGAUGUCUACAGUUUUGGAGUCGUUCUUCUGGAGCUCUUGACUGGCAGGAAGCCAGUGGAUCACACAAUGCCUAAAGGGCAACAAAGUCUUGUUACAUGGGCUACUCCACGAUUGAGCGAAGAUAAAGUAAAGCAAUGUGUAGAUCCCAAGCUAAAUAACAAUUACCCUCCCAAGGCUGUCGCGAAGAUGGCUGCUGUUGCUGCACUGUGUGUCCAGUAUGAAGCUGAUUUUCGCCCCAACAUGACAAUUGUCGUCAAGGCACUACAACCACUUCUCAGCUCAAGACCUGCAGGACCUGAAUGAUUACAUGUAAUAAAUUUUAAUGGACUGCGCCCCAAUAUUUUAUGAUAAUGAUGAUACAUUCAACUUUAGUAUUCCUAGCUUUUCAUUAGCAGUUCAUAUCUCAGUUGCAAUCCAGGUGUUUCUUUUUUUUUGGGAGUUCCAUGCAUUAUAUCUGAGUCUGUGCAAGUAGAUGGAAAUGGCGGCUUCACUUGUCACUGUGCCAUGGAUGUCAUUAUUUACUAGCAGUGCAGGCUAGCCUCAACAUCGUGCCACCACGGAAGUCCUGUCUUUUGGCCAACCAAGUGGGUGGAAGCCAGUGAACUAAUUGAUCUGUA
Nymphaea colorata (pocket water lily) is the source of this 1794-nucleotide messenger RNA. Its product is annotated as probable protein kinase At2g41970. Gene Ontology annotation, biological process: protein phosphorylation. The record is from RefSeq and is a predicted model, not a curated record. NCBI's taxonomy places the organism in Eukaryota, Viridiplantae, Streptophyta, Magnoliopsida, Nymphaeales, Nymphaeaceae. The coding region runs from base 404 to 1480 and encodes 358 amino acids. Gene Ontology annotation, molecular function: protein tyrosine kinase activity; ATP binding. The transcript is spliced from 8 exons.